AUGAAAAGAGACGGGAAGAGGAUGGCCCUGACGGGAGGCACCGGGGCCCCUCAAGCAAGAAACGGCAAGCACUCCUACGGGGAGACAGAGAGCCAAAGAAGACAACAUGAGGCCCUUCCUCCCCUGCGCUGCAAACAUCCAAUAGUCUCGAACCCGAAAGCGAGCAGCACCAGAAGCAGCAACAGCGAAAACAGACGAGGGAGGAGGCGCGGCACAAUGGUUUUCUCUCUGGGUCGUCUUUUGUCCCCUCUCCGUCUGUUAACCCGUCUAAUCCUGAGGAAAAGCCUGAUGCCUUUAUGGGGUAUCUUCGACAGUUACGGGCUGUUGGUCGAGGGGUUGGGGUUAGAGUUUGUGGUACUCCUAAUUAGCGUAUUUGGGGGCCUCAAGGGGGCUCUCUGGUCUGUUUCGAUUGAGUCGCUGCUUCCCUACAUGAGAGAAAAGGGGUUAGACGCUCUGGUUUAUCAGCAAACCCUGACCCUCUCACUUUUACCUUGGGGAGCGAAGGGUCUCUUAGGGGCCCUCAGCGACAACGUGGCUCUAUUUCGCAGGCGCAAGAAAUGGUACAUGCUUACUUCGAAUGUUGUGGGGGUCAGCUGCUGCUGCUGGCUGUUGUUGGAGCCUAGCAGUGGCAGCGGCAGCAGAAGCAGCAGCAGCAGUGGAGUCGGUUUGCUGGCGUUGUCCCUCCCAUUUUUCGGUCUGCAUUUGCAGAUGGCAACGAUUGACCUCCUGUGCGAAGGUUUGUACUCCGCGGCACUCCGCGCAAACCCAAAUUUGGGGUUUGCAUUGGUAGGCUUUGUGAACUUGUGCACCACUACUGGGGGCCUUCUCGGUAGGCUGCUUGUGGGGCCCCUUAGUGACGCCUGGGGCUCGGGGCCUCUUUUUUGCCUCUGCCUGCCUUUGGCCCUGCAGUCUUUCUUUCCGGUGCUGCUUAAUUUCACUGGGGAGCCAAAGCUUCAACUGACCCGCAGCAGCAGCAGCUGCAGCAAUAGCUGCAGCUGCAGCAGAGGAGCGUGCAGGGUUCGCAACGGAUGCUGCAGCAACGUGGUACAGGUUGUGCCUCAGCCAGGACAGGGUGGGGUUGUUGUUGUUGCAUUGUUGACCUCUCUUUGUGCCUGCGGAGCUGCUUUGCUCGUGCUGCUUGAGCUUGUCUCUUUAUCGGUUGCGUACACCGUUUGUGUGUUGUGUGCCUUGGCGGGUGCUUCUCUGCUGCUCUUGCCACGGCGGCUGGCACUUUGUGCCCUCUAUUUCUUUAUCGACCGUCUGCUGCAUCUAAAUAUACAGGGAGCGCUCAGCUACUUCUACACGGCUGCGCCUGGUUGCGUCCCUGAAGGACCCCACUUCAAUUAUACUUAUUUUUCCACCUACACUGCAGUAGCAGGCACAACAGCCAGCUGGAUAGGCAUAUGGGCCUUCCAAAAGUGGUUCAAGAAUUGGAGCUGCAGGUCUAUUUUCUGGCUUACGAACAGCUUGCGAAUCCUCGAUUCGUUGUUUGACUUGGCUCUUGUGCUUCGCUUGAAUAAAGCGAUAGGAGUACCAGACAAGGUGAUGUACCUGCUGGGGGACGGCAUCGGGUUUGGCUUGAUAGGGGCUCUCACCCACAUGGGAGCCGUUGUGUCCGUGUCUCAGCUGUGCCCUGUGGGGCGGGAAGCUACUGUGUACGCAGUGGUUUCUGGGCUGAGCAACUUGGGUUUUAGUUUGAGCAAGCUGAUGGGGGCAUUUGCUAUUUCUGCAUUCAAAAUCUCCACUGUACAUACACCAGAAACCCAAUGUGACUUCCAGUAUCUACCGCAUCUCAUUCUACUGGCACAUCUUUUGCUGCCACUCCUCGCGCUACCUCUUGCCGCGCUUCUUUUGCCUUCAUAUCCGCUCAAUGAGCCGCCACCGCCUGUCUCUUUGGCCCCAGUAGAAGCAGUAACGGAAGCAGAAACAGAUGCAGAGACAGAUAUUGAGGGUAAGGGGGAAAAAGGGGAAUUGAGGGAGGAAAGCUUGGGAAGUAGAAGGACAAAUAGGACGAUGGAGCUCAGGAAUGUUCAUGCUAUGCCGGCAAUGUCUUUUCAUGCGGCCAUCACAGCGGCAACAGCAGCAAAGGGAGAAGAUGGGGAGACAGAUGGGGAGACGGAGAAGGAAUUAACAAGGAGGAACAGCAGAAAACAUGCAUACAGACAAAUACCAACAGUGGGAGAGGAGAUAGAGAUGCUCCAAGUUCAAGCUGCUGGAGAGCAGGAAAGCAACUUACUGUACACGCCAGGUAGCAGCAGCAGCAGCAACAGCACCAGCACUAGCAGCAGUGGAGGCAGCAGCAGCAGUCCCAGCACCAGCAGCACCAGCAGCGCUCCACGAGGAUGA
Molecule: messenger RNA, 2346 nt
Organism: Eimeria necatrix
Lineage: Eukaryota; Apicomplexa; Conoidasida; Eucoccidiorida; Eimeriidae
Product: BT1 transmembrane domain-containing protein, putative
Source: RefSeq, a predicted model, not a curated record